CUUAUCCCUCGUCCAAUCCUCUCCUCUCUCAUCUCCCUCAAUACUCAAACUUCACCAUAAAAUUUCAAGAAACUCAUCACCAUCAAAACUCAACUCUUCUCUCAAGUCAAUCAACACCAUGUCCACUAUAGUGUAUCAGCAGAAUCAGGCCUCCAUCUACGAGCCUCACCUCUCCGAGACCACCCUAAAGCUGCGAGUCGCGGCGGCGCCGCCCCCAACAAACGCCGACCUCGGAGGCUGGGGAUUCCUCCAAAACAACUCCCAAGAAUCAUCAACCAUGAUCAACAGAGACUUCCCCUACACACACCCUUUAUCCAAGAACUCCAAAUUGAGCCCCCAAUCCCUCCAAUUAUGCACCGAGAAUUUGGGGAGCGAAUCCGGCUCCGACACCUUCUCCGACUGCAGCAGCAUUUUCUCCGCCUCCCCGCCGCCCAGCCCCACCGCCGCCCGAAUCCCGCCGCCGGCCGAUAAAUACUCCCGGAAGAUCAACAACUUCCCGCCGCCGCUCACCACAAUGAGCGGCGCGAGCUCGCUGCAGGUCCGCCGCCGCAGCGACGGCGGCCGCCUGAUCAUCGACGCGGUGGAGGGCCCCUUCCGGAACUCCUACCUCCACGCCGAGAGGACCGACGGCCGCCUCAAGCUCUCCUUCGCCGCCGCCGCCUGCAGCGACGGCGACGAAGAGGAAUGCGGCGCGGCGGAGGCGGCGGAGACGGAGACGGAGGCGGAGGAGGGGGAAAUUGAGGGGAAGGGGAACGGAUUUGAAUCGGAAUUGGGUGUGGAAAAGAAUGUGUUGGAGAGAAUUCAGAGUUUUAGAAGGUGCAACAGCCAUGGAAGCAAAGGAUUGUGCAGUAACUGGAAACCUUCAACGCUUUGGGUGGCAACUUCUUAAUUAAAUACUAAUUUUUUUUACUAAGAUUUUUUUGGAUCUAACAGAUUUUAAUUUUGUUAGAUCUUUUUUCUUGGGGUGGUUUGAGUUUUUUUUUUAAUUAAUUAUUUUCUUGAUUUUGGGUGGAUUGGAAUUAUGGGGUGUGGUUUUGGCAAUCAUUUGUUAUGAUUGGACGUUGGAGUUUGAACAUGAUCUUGCAUGUUUUUACCACCCUAAAAUCCCUCGACAAUUAAUGUGAUGUUAUUUACAUUUUUCA
Molecule: messenger RNA, 1142 nt
Organism: Salvia hispanica
Lineage: Eukaryota; Viridiplantae; Streptophyta; Magnoliopsida; Lamiales; Lamiaceae
Product: protein FANTASTIC FOUR 3-like
Source: RefSeq, a predicted model, not a curated record